AUGUCAUCCUCACAUCAGAGUAUGGAGAUUGUAUCAGGAAAUCCAGUAAUGCCAUUCCAGUCCAUGGGCCAUGGUCUACCGCAUGGCUCACCAACACAACAUGGCACCAAUGGGGGUGGCUACAUGAUGAUGAACGGUUCUCCAGUGCCAUUCGUCCCACAAAAGUACAACUACAAUACCAGUCAGAUGGAGGCUGAUCUCGCGCCAUUGACACCAAGAAGCUUUGCCAAGUAUAACAACAGUGGUGCCAAGUUGUUCCCCAAUGCAUCAUCAUCGUCAUCAUCGAUCCAACAACAACAACAUCAAUCACCAAUGGUUAUGUCCACCAACAACAAGAAUCAACCAAUGGCCAAGUCCACUCCAAACCUAUACAACCAAUACUACUUUGGUGUGCCGACCAACUAUAGUAACAUUGCCGGUCAAGCUCCAUACCUCUAUCAGAAUGCCUUGCACCAACAACAACAGGCUCAUCAACAGCAACAACAACAAGCAUAUCAACAACAACAACAACAACAACAAGCUCAACAACAACAACAACAGAGCAACUCACCAUUUGUAUCACCACAAAUCUUGUCAUCAUACUAUAACAUGCCUUCGACUCAACAACAACCAACCCAAGCUCACAACGCUGUUCCACAACAGCAGUUCCAACAACCAAUGUCGGUACAACAACAACAAGCAUACCUCCAUCAACAACAACAACAACAUCAACAAGCUGUACAACAACAACAACAACAACUUCAUAUACAACAACAACAACAUCAACAACAACAACAACAUCAACAGCCAGCUCCAAGCACGACCACUUCAUCCUCAUCAUCCACAACAACUCAUCACACAUCAAAGAGCCAAGCCAAGAGUCGCAAUCCCUUCCCAAAGUCCAACCUAAUACCAAAGUCUGCCUCAUCAACCAAUCUCCAAGCCAACAACAAUACUCAAUCAAACAACCACAACAACAAUGUAAACAUCAACAAUAACCAAAACAACAACAACAACAAUAUGCAGAAUGUUGGCUCCAGUGGAUCUUCAAACAGUACUCCACCAGUAUCCUCCCCCAAUCACUCAUUGAGCGCCUCAGUCUCACCCAAGCUCCAGCCAGAGACACUAAUGCAAGCACCUGAGGAGCCAAGGACCAAGUCCAAGAAGCCACUGAGUAUAUUGAUCCCAGAGGCCAAGUCAUCGGCGACCACUCCUCAGGUCAAGGUUGAGAGCAACAGUGGAAACAUUGUGGCCGAGAGCGUGGCUUCUAGACAACACGACCUUCCUCUUAAAGCCAACGAAGCACCAAUACUUCCAUCGCCACGUGAUAUCUAUCCAAUGUUGAUGGACUACCACUGGCCACGUCCAUCACCCGGAGGACCUGGCGGCAUGGGCACUCCCGGCACUAUCGACCUUUCCUUCUUCAGUGCACUGCCAUCUCCCAGCAAGUUUUGGAACGACGGACAAUCUCCACUAUUGUCCUUGGGCAAUGCCGAUGGUGAUCUAAAGAAGAAGCUGAGUGCAGUAUAA
Molecule: messenger RNA, 1509 nt
Organism: Acytostelium subglobosum LB1
Lineage: Eukaryota; Evosea; Eumycetozoa; Acytosteliales; Acytosteliaceae
Exons: 1
Coding region: 1-1509 (502 amino acids)
Source: RefSeq, a predicted model, not a curated record